AUGGUUGGUUAUAUGAUAAAGAAAAAUAAAACAACGACUGUAUUAAAGUGUAACAUUGCUGAUUGUCAAUGUGAACAGUUCUUUCCGGGGAAUAGUUGUAACCUAUCAGUACGUUCGUGUGACGAAUGUAAACAUAGUUUUGUCAACCAUGUUGUCAAUCUGAACGAAUUAGAUACUGAUGAUGUUAUUAAACAUUUAACUGCUGAACAUAUCUAUGAAUUAUGCACACUUUGUUUAUAUGGUACAACGGUUAUUUCUCCACGCAUUAAAAUUUUACUUGACCAUAUAUUAGAUACAUUAACUCAAGCCGAACGAGAUAAUAUUUUAAAAUCAUUAAAAUGGUCUAUUGACGACUAUGAAAAAUCCUAUAGAGAGCAUAGUUUCAAUAAUUCUUCGUCAAAUUUCAAUUUAAUAAUGCCAUCGUCCGAUGAAGAAGAUCAAUAUUUAUUACCCCAAUUUCUCCGUUUUGAAUCAACUCGUUUACUUGCCCAAUACUUUCUCCAAGUAGCCCAACAACAACAACAACAGCGUAGCUCUCCGCAUUGUCCAUCAUCGAAUGGUCGUUCACCGUCACCUUCAGCAACAGAAUCAAAACCAAUGCGUGUUCCAUCAGCAGCUCUUUCAGCUGCUCCUUCGCUGCUACCUCUGCCACCACCAACAAUAUCAUCGGCUACACCACCAAAUCUUUUACUUCGUCCACCUGGACCAUUUCCAUUUCCAUCACCAUGGCCUUCAACAGAUUUACAAAUGAUGAAUCUUCUAAUGGCACAACUCUCGAAUCCUCUGAUGAUGAAUUAUGAUUUUCGUCGCAUUGGAAAUAAUCUUUUACCAACAGCAGCUGCUGCCGCUGCCGCCGCCGCUGCUGCUGCAGCUGCAUCGAGUCUUCCUUCUCUUUCAGUUUCAUCAGCAAACGAAGAAAUCAACGGUAAACAUUACGAUUUACCUGAAAUAAACAACAAUGUAAUUGAAAGAAAAAGUUCCAACAAACGUAAACGCCUUUGUUCACCAUUAAAUCUUUCAACAACAUCGCGUUCACCAUCAGAAUUACCAGCAUCAACCGAAUCAAUUGCACGAAUAUCCGAUAGUUCUUUGUCAUCAACAAGUAGUUUAACAAACAAUAACAACAAUAUUAACAACAAUUCAAAUCACUCAUCGACAACAACAGCAGCAGCGCGUAAGCGUCUUUCACUAAGUGAACAACGUAUUUUGAUCAGUCCACAUGGAAAAAAGCGCGUUCAAUGUAAUGUUUGUAUGAAAACAUUCUGUGACAAAGGUGCGCUCAAAAUCCAUUUCUCGGCUGUACAUCUACGCGAAAUGCAUCGUUGCACCACGCCUGGCUGUACGAUGAUGUUCUCCUCGCGUCGUUCACGAAAUCGCCAUUCAGCUAAUCCAAAUCCGAAAUUACAUUUACCAAGACCAAAUGCAAUGUCUCAUCGUUAUCAUACAACUGGUCCAAUUAUAUCUGAUGGUAAACAUCAAUCACAAGUUAAUUUAUAUCUAGAUGAUGAAGAUGAUAAUAUUUCAUCGAACAUGUCUUCAUCGAUCGACGAUCAACCAGAAGACGAAAGAGUAGAUGAAGAACUUGUAUCAUAG
Messenger RNA from Adineta ricciae, 1593 nucleotides. NCBI's taxonomy places the organism in Eukaryota, Metazoa, Rotifera, Eurotatoria, Adinetida, Adinetidae. The record is from the annotation of a GenBank genome assembly.